Parastagonospora nodorum SN15 is the source of this 2274-nucleotide messenger RNA. RefSeq lists its product as hypothetical. The transcript has 5 exons. The record is from RefSeq and is a predicted model, not a curated record. Lineage: Eukaryota; Fungi; Ascomycota; Dothideomycetes; Pleosporales; Phaeosphaeriaceae. The coding region runs from base 1 to 2274 and encodes 757 amino acids.
AUGCGUUACGACUUCUGGGACGUCAUACUGUUCCCAAAGGACUCACCUGUUCCGAUUCAAGAGUUCAAGACUGCAUGCUACCAUGCUUCAGACACUAGACUCCAUCAGCCACCGACGUUGGCAUGCUACAUCAGCUCUCUCCCUCCAACAACGCCCUUUCGUAUCUCAAUCCACUCAUGGGCUCCCGCGGCCAAGCCAUCGGCAGUUAUCGAGUCUCGACGAAAAGCACAUCAGAAGAUAAUGUACAUGAUCCAGGUCAUCGUAGAUGGUGCCAGAGUCUUCCGCGGAUGCUUCGACAUACCGUCCAAAUGGCCCCAGGAGAUCGCGCACGAGAAGCGAGCUCAUACCUCUACCGACCACCCCACAAGCCAACACAAGACCCCUCUUGGAUUUCCACCCUUUGCCCAACAAACCUUGAUGCAACCUACAUGGGAAUCCCGAGACCCGCGCGGCAGAAUCAACAUCGUGCUUUCAGAGCAGCUGAUUAGUACAGGCGGCAGUCUUGGCGAGUCGGAUCUGGAAUCGAGCAAUGAAAUAGUUUGCUUCUCUUUUCAGCACGCGCCCAAAGAUGUACUAGAACAAGCGGGUAUAUCGUGGCCGAUACGAAAUCCCUUGUACCUCUCAGGUGUUCACAGUGACCAUGCGUCUCCAAACAGCACAGUGCCAUCCCCAAAAUUAGCAAGGACGCAGGGUAUGUCCAACGCCGACAAAAUCAACUCGCCACACAAGCCUGCUUCCAUGUCCAUGUCUUCCUUUAUGCGGUCUCGCAACAGUGAACCGUUCCAAAGACCAAGGACACAACCACCAGCGCACUCGCACUUUCCGAAGCCACCCCUUGGCGCUAGAGGUCACAGCCGCGCUGACAUAUGGGACGACUCUUUCGGCUCGUUUCGUGAUAAUCAUGACAGUAUCAGUCUAGACUCCUGGUCUACGCAUCGAAGCACGUCCAAUUCAACUGGCGAUGCCCUCCUGGGUGACGGAAUUUUCGGCCCGUCACACGCAUCCAGACCUCCAGCCUGGAGAAAUCCACCACUGAAAUUUCAAGCGAGUGCGAAGCCGAACUGGGCUGGCCAACGUUCAAGGAAAGACCGGGAUAAGCAGGUCGUUCUAACGCUCCGUGACGACCAACUAGGACAAAUUAUCCAAGCCAUCAGUCCGCCGAAGAGACAUCAAGACUUGGCGCAAGGCCCCGAAACUCAGAGUGGAGGCUACAGUGGUCGCCCACCUGCCCCUCACAUGUAUUGUCCGCCCAAAAUGGGAAGUCUCUCACUUACUGGUCCGCCCUCUGCUGCUGCACUUGCCCGCAAGUCGUCAUACUCAAAUCUUAAUGCAGCUCUACGGAAUGCGCAGAAUAGACCAUCACCGGGCAAACCUGUUGUUACUCACCAUAGCAAAACCCAUGCGACUGCGAUGUAUCAUCCUUCUGCGUCAAGCAACAAGGAGAACUUUCCCCCAUCGCAAUCGAGAUUGCCGACAGCUUUUCCGGCGGCCAAUCGCGUUCCAACACCCGAUAUCUUCGCCCCCUCGCUGGCACAGUGGGACUCUGACGUGUCGAUGAGGAAUCCGUCUUCACUUUUCUCGGGCUACAAUCAAGCUGGAAGUAGAAUCCCUGUCCUAUCAGAGAUACAUAACAAACACAGUCCAGCACACACGCCCUCAAACCUUGGUGGUAUCAAGAGCAGGAAGGAAGGUCUGACACGUGACUCACCACACCUAUCCGAGCAAGGGGCUCGACACGACCAGAGCCUCCUCCCACAAACGACCAGCAACCAGAGCACUGUAGAGAGACCUAUGGGAAGGGAGCACUUGAGCAUCUCACGAAAUACUCCCAGAAGGCGUUCAAAAGCUAUACCAGACAUCGUCGAGAUCAUCGAUGUCGACGCCAUCGAUCCAGACCUGAACGCAGAAGCACCAAUAGACGCCACCAAGCUCUCGCCUUACCAAACACAACACAAACCUGGAAUGUCAUCCAUGGAUAGCACCACGCGUAUCGAGCGUGAAACACGCGAUGCCCUCGGGGUUUAUCUUGAUGCCCAUUCUGAUAUCGACAUGGGACCAGAGCUUGCUCAUGCUCUACGAGAAAGCACUGUGGUUGAAGGGCUUGGUACAAGCCCCCGCUUGAACACUGGAACUAGUGGGUUUGAGCAUGCUGCGAAGCGGAAACGAGAAGUUACCCAAGAAACAGAAAGUCCAGUCAGCAAGAGGGAGAAGGGAGGCAACCCUGAUGUUGAGGAGGUGGCAGAUGUGGAUAUGCCAGGCAAGAGGGAGGAGUGA